This is a messenger RNA of Marmota monax (woodchuck), 5950 nucleotides long. RefSeq names its product tetraspanin 11 (gene Tspan11). The transcript is spliced from 9 exons. Bases 541 to 1320 code for a protein of 259 amino acids. The record is from RefSeq and is a predicted model, not a curated record. Gene Ontology annotation, cellular component: membrane. Lineage: Eukaryota; Metazoa; Chordata; Mammalia; Rodentia; Sciuridae.
ACCAACUUCUCCCAGGACGGUGGAUUUCCUCACUCCACCAGGGGGCCUGACCUAAGUAGAGGACUUGGGAGUGAGAGCCAAGAAAGGGAGCGGGGUGGGGGCUGCGGGGGCAGGGAGACUUGCACACACACCCCCAAUCUCUUCCCCCUGCCCCACGCCCACCCCGCAAGCUUCCCCCAGGCAACAGCACAGCUGCCUCUGAUCCCACUUCGUUGCUCUGUGUGCUCUGAAUGUAGAAAGGCAAACUCCCGAACAAAGAGCAGGCCCCCGCCCCCCGGGUUCUGGGCGCGUCCCGCCGGCCAGUGGAGGAGAGAGGGGCGCCUGGGAGCGGAGCCGAGCGGGGCGAGGAGCUGCAGCCAGCGGCGCGGAGCACGGGGCAGAGCGGGGACCCGCAAGCAGCCGGCUCCAGGUGGCAGGGAAGGAGCGCGGAGCCGACGGGCCGUGGGCGGGCGGGCGCUGGCGGCGGCGUUCUUGGUCCUGCAGGCUCGCGCUCCCUCGCGGCGUUGAGAGCCCUGCGCCCUCGGGCCUGGUCCAGCAACCAUGGCCCAUUACAAGACGGAACAGGAGGACUGGCUCAUUGUCUACCUGAAGUAUUUGCUCUUCUUGUUCAACUUCUUCUUUUGGGUGGGCGGGGCGGCGGUCAUGGCCGUGGGCGUGUGGACCCUGGUGGAGAAGAGCGGCUACCUCAGCGUCCUGGCCUCCAGCACCUUCGCCACCUCCGCCUACAUCCUCAUCUUCGCGGGCGCCCUGGUCGUGGUGACCGGCUUCCUGGGCUUCGGCGCCAUCAUCCGGGAGCAGAAGAGCUGCCUGUCCACGUAUUUCUGCCUGUUGCUUGUCAUCUUCCUGGUAGAGCUGGUGGCAGGCGUCCUGGCCCAUGUGUACUACCAGAGGCUGAGUGAUGAACUGAAGCAGCACCUGAAUCGCACCUUGACUGAGAACUAUGGGCAGCCCAGGGCCGUGGAGAUCACAGCCUCCGUGGACCGUCUACAGCAAGAUUUCAAGUGCUGUGGGAGCAACAGCUCGGCUGACUGGCAGCACAGCUCCUACAUCCUGUCUCGGGAGGCUGAGGGCCGCCGGGUGCCCGACAGCUGCUGCAAGACAGUGGUGACACGCUGCGGCCAGCGGGUCCACCCCUCCAACAUCUACAAGGUGGAGGGAGGCUGCAUCACGAAGCUGGAGCAGUUCCUGGCUGACCACCUACUGCUCAUGGGGGCGGUGGGCAUCGGGGUAGCCUGCCUGCAGGGAACACUGAACAACUUGAACUUAGAAGGAACAGGGACCUGGGAGGAGUCUGAGUGUGGGCUCAGAUCUGCGGGAUGAUUCUCACCUGCUGCUUGCACCGGAGGCUCCAACGGCACUUUUAUUAAUGGUCAGCCCUGUCCCCUUCUGGCUGUCCCUCACAAGUACAAGGGCCUACAUCUCCACAUCCAUCAGCAGGCGGGACUAGAGCCAUGGACUACCUUUACCCUGUGCCCAGGCCCGGGGAGCCCACCAAGUGCCUGGAUGGUGACUCCUGCUCUUCCCACCUAGGCAGGGACCCUCAGUCCCCACCCCUUCACUUCUUAGCAUUCACUGCCAGAAUCCUGGGCAGGGAAUGAUCCUGCCAGGACACAGUCAGAGCCCCUUGCCAGGUAUGGAGUGUCCAGGUCAGUAGGAAGGUGAGAGCUCUUCACUUGGUCCCCUUGUAGCUGGAACCUGGAAGGAAGGCUGGAAUCUGGGUCCCUCUGGGACUCCUGCAAUGCGUUGGGUGCUGAGCAGCCUGCAUCUGGCUCAUGCCAGGGACAUCCCGGUGGGGCAGUUAGGAAUGGCUGCCUCCUAGUAAAACUAGCCAGUCCCUGGCCUGACUGUUCCCCACACUCUCAUUGGAAAGCAACGUCCUCCUAUCUGCAUUGCUGCCUGCAGGGCUGGGAAGGGAGGCCUGAGGUGGGCCACCUGGUAGUGCUGCCAGGAAAGGAGUAAGAGCCCUGCACCCUGCCACGCCUCCUUCGUGGAAGAGAUUCCCCCUGGAGACUAUGGCCCCAAGCUCCAGCCUCCAGUAAUAUGCACAUAACUCCUGUUCCAAGGCUUAUUGUCAGAAAAGCCAGGUUUUCAAACUAUCUGGCUGCUAACAUCCGUGGAUUUAAAAGCCCUCCCCAAGUGGACCAAAUCAGACCUAAAAAGUCAGAGCCACAGAGAAAGGGAAGUUCUGAGGAGGGGUGCCCUGCCUGGACCCCACUUUUCCUGAGUCCCUCUCUCCCUGACCACAUGGUCAUCACCCUGUUCCUUCCAGGGGCCUUACUCUGCUUCCUUUUCUACUGCCCCAGAGCAGACACAGUCCCUUCCUUUGGUUCUCUUGUGCAUCAAUGAUUGAGUCAGGGAAUUUUCAGGAAGAAUUUUGCCAAAUGCUAAGGGAGACCAGAAAGAAGAUUCUAGAAAACAUAGGGUAGAGUAUGUAUCAAUUCCUAGACCUCCAUCGGGAACCGCCCAGGGCUCCAUAUGACUGUUACUUGGGCAGUUCAUAACAUAAGAAUCCCACUCCUGGUUUCCAUCCUUCCAAGGUCCUACACUUCUGCCCACGUAGGGGACCCUCCUACUUCCCCAGCAAGAAGGGGUGGCACUUUGUUAACUGAAGCUGAGACCACCUUCCCUCCCACUCUAUCCAGCCUUCAUUCUGAUGAGCACAGCUCUUGAUGACCCAGGCUCAUCCUGAAGGAGGAACAUUCUCUUCUAUACUUAGGGGUGCCCUAGGGGCCACUCACUGCUGUCAUCAAUGUAGUCCUGAAUGGUCCAGACACUGCAUCCUCAGAACAGGAAGUAGCCACGUGGACAGAGUUUAGACCAGGCUCUGGGGCACACUGUUUUCUCCACUCCAGAUUCCCCAGGGGCUCCUCACAGCCUGGGCUGGUUUAUCUCAUCUGCCUAGAUGGCUCUGGGGUUGCUGAUGCAAAUUCAAUAAAAAGAAGACAAGCUCUCCCAGCAACCCCAGACUGUACCACAGCCAAGAGAAGUGGUGGUUAUCUUAGCUGCCCUACAACUUCCUGAGACUCAUGCAGAUAAUCAAAACUUGUGGUGACUCCCAGGCUUGCAGAGGGAGGGUUGAGAAAGAGAGUGCUGGACUGGGACCAGUCCUUCCCGCAGAGGGGCCACAGGGUAGACGGUAGUGGGCAGGGAUAUUCUGUGGCCUUCUCCAUCUGCCCCUGUGGGCUCCCUUAAUUCUCAGGGAGAUGGGGACAAAGGUGACAGGUGGGCACCAUUUGCACAGUCUUGUCACUGACACAGGUCAGGAGAGCCUGACUCAUCAGCCCCUAGCCCAAAAGUAAGGCCAACCUUACUGGGGACAGGAUUAGCUGUGAUUCCUUCCCUGGGCACCAUCCUGUGCAGAUGGGGGCACGACUGGUUGGAGCUGCAGAGUGGAGAACAGCCCAGAGCUUUUUGGAAACAUGACCUCCUUAUUCAUGUCAACAGGGUCGACAUGAGACAGGUUCAGAGGAAACAGAGCCCCAGAAUACAGCACAUUCUGCCUAAGGGCACAUAACGGCUGUCGUCCAGAGCUGUAAGGUUAUGAUCCUUGGUCAGAUGUGCCCCUCCCUCUGACAGGGAUGCAGAUCCAUGCCUGAGAUGCCUCCUCCUGUUCCUGCUUUGAGGCUGUCACGGUCUCAAGUGCCUUGGAAAGAGAGAAAAAUAUGCCUGCAGAAAAUCAUAUCCUCAGUCCUAGGGGACAGGGACACAAAGUUCCUAGGGUCCCUGAAGCUUGGGUUGGCAUAUCCUUGCCUUGAGCAGACUAAGCACCCUGCCCUAAGCUCCCAAGGGCAACACAAAGAGCAGAGCAUAUCCCCAAGUCCCCGGAUGACUGGGGAGGGGAAGGAAUGAAACCUGACCCGUGGUGAGAGUUGAGAUGUUUACACCAGUUAUCGUCUUUCUCCUUCCCCUCCCCUUCACUGUAGCCCUGACUCCAGGAGUCCCUCUGGCAUGGCUAUUUGAGGAAUGUUUACUGAGGGUCUCCUGUGCACUUAGAAUGUGUUAGUUGCCAUUAAAUACAUUACCUUGCAGUGACCCCAGUGAGAGGAACUAAUUUCCCCAUUUUGCAAAUGAGACAAUUAAGGCUCAGCCACGUCAGGGGCCCUGCCUGUCUGUGGUGAUGGCUGUCGUCAUGGGCCGCCGCCAAGUGGACCCAAGGAAGGCCAGACCCCUCUGCUCAGCAUCCCAUAGUCCUCAGCCUCUGCAACAAGCUGUCAGCCUGGCACUCAGGUUCAAAGUGUCCUUCAGGGACAUUGCCAGAUAGCGGCAGCCCCAACACCCCUCCCAGGUCGGACAGAGCCAUCCCUCGCAGCCCUGCACAUUUGCAAGUUGGUGCAGAAGUCUGGCGUAUUUCAAGGUGACAGCCAGGACCCCCUGGCAGAGAGGCUCAGGCACACUUCCAUGAUAAGGUUGACACCACAGUGAGAGCUGGGACUGUCCCUCUGCUCUCAGAACCCUCAAACAGGGUGGGGUGGGAAUCUCAUGCCCAUGUGGACAUCAGCAUCUAGGACAGAGAUGUCUCUCCUCACCCCAUUCUGGGGCCUCAGAUCAUGUGCACCCACAGAGCCACCCCGGGCAGGGAUGGGCUCUAGGGGGUGAUGCUGUCCCCUCCUCUUCCAUUGAGGCCCUUUUCUGCCUUCUUGCCCUCUCCCGUAUUGAGCACCCAUUGUUGCUGGGUUCUAGGAUGGACACAGUGUCACUUUUGUCCACAGAGCCUCACUCUGUGCACAACCAUAGGGAUUCAGAUCCGGAAGGGUUCUGUGACCCUGGGGGAGCAGGAUAUGAUAGGUCACUAUGAUUGGCCCCAGGACCCUCAUGUCUGAAAAUCCACUUUGGCCUUGAUAUCAGCAGCUCUGGGCCCCUCUUCAGGGUUUGGAGGUAAGGGGAGUGAAUUGGAACAGUUACCUUCAUCACCAUGCAACCCACUACCAACCUUGGAAAUACUCCCUAGGUACAGGGCCAUGGUCAGCCUGGGGAAGGAAGGGGAGAAGAGGUGGGCCAUCUGACCAACUGAGGAGGAAAGCAGUCUUUUGAGUGGCCGCUGGGUGGCGCUCAUGUCUGCUGAGGAUGGUACUGAUCAAGCAUCAAACCCAGCAAUUCUCAAACUUGCUCUGGCGACAUGAUCACCUGGGGACUUUUCAAAACAGACUGCAGCCUCCCCAGAGUUUCUCAUCAGAAGGCCUGAGGUCAACAAUUUGCAUUUCCAGCAAGUUCCUAGGAGGUGCUGAUGCUGCUGGUCCUAAAACCACUGCUUGGGGCCAUAUCAUAAAGGAAGACUUACUACCUUCUUUCAGAUGUCACACCCCCAGGGUUCAAAAGCCCAGCAGGCUGUCUGGCUUGAGUUCCACCUGCUGCAGCCUCGACUGUUUGCACUUGAUCCGCUGGAAGAGGGUGGGAUGAAGCGGCCACUGGUGUCUGUUCACAGCCAACCAGGAAAGCCCCUCUCAGCUCUGCAUUCUUGCAGCCCUACCCUGAUGGAUCUGUGACCUUGGCCAUGUUGCAGCAGUGGCCCAGGUACCUGGAUCCUCUUCCUGGAGGGGGACUAGUUACAUUUACCAGCAUGUUCUCCCACCACCUUCUAUGUGCCUUGGGACAGCUCUGCUAUAUGCUCGUCAACCCCAGCCAGAGCACAGUACCCAGCUCCGUAGUAUUCUAGGCCUCCCAUGAUCCCUGUCUCCUUCCCACCUAGGCAACCUGUCCCACACCCUGCCCUCUGCCCCGAGCAAGUGCCACUAGUAAUUCUAAGCAUCCCAGUGUUUGGAGGCCACUUGGGCUCCUGGAACCAGGUGGCCCAUGAAUGUGGGUUACCAGAAUAUUCUAGAAACAGAGAAGUUGCCUUAACUUACUGCUUGUAGGGAAGCUAUAAGUAUGCCUCUCUCCUUAGCUGAUUUCAUUGGAAGCCCAGCUUCAUGUACUACAGGGCUUGACAAUAAAGGAAUUGUAUUAAAGACUA